Molecule: messenger RNA, 563 nt
Organism: Ambispora leptoticha
Lineage: Eukaryota; Fungi; Glomeromycota; Glomeromycetes; Archaeosporales; Ambisporaceae
Source: the annotation of a GenBank genome assembly
AAGAAGAACAUAACCGGUUUAUUCUACUUAUUAAACAAAUUGAAGUAGAAUAUGGUAAAAAAUAUAUUACACCAAAUCUUUAUCUAGCACUUCAUAUUAAUCAAUGUUGCCUUGACUAUGGGUCACUUUAUGCAUUUUGGUGCUUCUCAUUUGAGAGAAUGAAUAGCUACCUUAGUUUACUUCCAAAUAGUCAUCGGCAAAUUGAACCAGAAUUAAUGCACUGGCUUAUGCAAGACUCUAUAGUUAAUGACCUAAUUAAUCAAUCAGGUACUGUGAGAUGGCUUGAUUUGCUUUCAGUAAGAAAAACAGUUGGAAGCUUAGCAGCAUCAGACCAGUUUGAAACUGAUGAGUUACAAAGGUUUCUUCAAAUGUCAAGAAGCAUUGAAACAAGUUCAGUUAAUGGUGUUGAAGAUUUUUCUGGAGAAUUUUUGAUUCAAUCAAAAAUUCAUAUAAUGAUGUCUGAUAAUAUAUUAAAUAUAUUGUUGGAAUUUUAUUCGGCAUCUUAUCCUCAACAUUCAUUCCAGAUACCAUUCGGUAGUAUUAGGAUGAAAGUUCAAUAUUAA